Nerophis lumbriciformis (worm pipefish) is the source of this 351-nucleotide messenger RNA. NCBI's taxonomy places the organism in Eukaryota, Metazoa, Chordata, Actinopteri, Syngnathiformes, Syngnathidae. The record is from RefSeq and is a predicted model, not a curated record.
AUGACUUUCCAGCCAAGCGUGAUUAGCUCCCAACCUCAAGUGAACGUCCAGCAGUUCACAGUUUCCUCCGGCCUGUCUGACUGGACCUCCGGCACGCUUGAGUGCUGUGAUGACUGCGGCAUUUGUCUGUGUGGGACCUUCUUGCCAUGCAUACUGGAGUGCAAGGUGGCCCAGGACAGCGGAGAGACCUGCUGCGUGGCAUUCCUCCCUGGCAGCUCGGUGGCAUUGAGGACCCACAUACGUCACAAAUACCGCAUUGAAGGCUCGGUGUGUAAUGACUGGUGUGUGAUGGCCUGCCUGUAUCAGUGUGGACUGUGUCAAAUGGCGCGAGAGCAAAAAAUGAGAGCUUAA